Molecule: messenger RNA, 3080 nt
Organism: Mizuhopecten yessoensis (Yesso scallop)
Lineage: Eukaryota; Metazoa; Mollusca; Bivalvia; Pectinida; Pectinidae
Product: lysine-specific demethylase 8-like
Exons: 8
Coding region: 212-1639 (475 amino acids)
Molecular function (GO): 2-oxoglutarate-dependent dioxygenase activity
Source: RefSeq, a predicted model, not a curated record
GCUGCUUAAUUUUGUUGGGCUGUUUGUCUCUGUAAUCGUAUGAAACACUAGUGCUACUGGAGAUAAUAAGCCGCAUCAGCCAUCUUGACACGGAUGUAGUAGCUCCCGAAGCUCUGGUCUUUAACGUGCCAGCAGUCCGUGCCAGCAGUCCGCUAGAUAGCUAUUUCUUUGAGAGUUCUACAUAUUGCAAUAGAGAACACUGAUCAAUGAGAUGAGGGGAUUGAUACUGGCGUAUUGUCUUACAUGGUCGAGCUUGUUAAUACCGGCUCAUGGGGAUGGAUAUCCUCCUGGCCACCUUCUGCCCCUCGGGAGCCACCAGCCUCCACAGGGAGGGAUACCAAUGAUGGGCAAGUUUCCAUCUCCGUGGGUGUUCUAUGAGGAAUUUGUGAAGCAGUCACAACCCUUAGUGAUGAGAAAGGUCCUCAUGGGCAGUGACAUUCCGGCUUUUGAUAAAUGGACUGAUGCUUAUCUCAGUGACAUCUUCGGCCAUUUACCGGUGGACGUGGAGAGUGGUAAGAAGGAAGAUAGAGAAAAUGGAACUUUGUGGCACAUGACAUUGGAAAAAUAUAUCAGCAUGUACAAAAAACUCAACGGCUAUUUGGUUACAGAUGUACCGGAGGCGAUGAAAGUGGACCUAAAAGUGCCCUUGACCUUACAGUGUGGUGGUUUCCAGAACAACCUGCAGAACAUCAUCAUGUGGUUCAGUAGCGGGGGCACCAAGUCCCAUCUUCAUAAUGAUGGUCUGGACAAUAUCAACUGUGUUUUGGAUGGGACUAAGGAACUCGUCCUCAUAGAUUUGAAAUAUGCUGAUUUGAUACACGCCGACGGCUGGGAGGAGAAAGAAAGUUACAGUCGGGUCAAUGUGGACAGGGUUGACAUGCACGAGUUCCCAAAACUGCAGAAAGUCCCCUGGCACAAAAUUGUGGUCAACAAAGGCGACUGUCUCUUUAUACCGUACAGAUGGUUCCACCAGGUCCACUCAUUGCCCGGUCGUAACCUGGCUCUAAACUUUUGGUUCCACCAUCGGAUGUGGUACAAUUCCUCCGAGUGUACAGACAUGGACCCCUAUACGGCGCCUUCCAAACCUCUUAGGCAGUUUGACUUCCCUCAACCUAUGGAAGAGGCCAGGAGCUUACUAUUGGAAUCACUGGAGGGGAAGGAAAGAAUUACACUGGAGGAUUUCUCCGCACUGUUUGGUACAGAUCAGAAGGAUGAUGGUAUUUCUGAGUGUUUUGGCAUCAUUGACGAGGAUAACAAUGAUUUGCUGGACUGGCCAGAACUGUACAAGUUUGAUUUAAACAAGAUGGUGAAAGACCACCCUGUCUUGUUUCCUGACAUAACCAGUGAAUUUGACACAGAGCAGGGUGAAGUAGAGGGCGGUGAAACUGACAAUAGGGAACCAGGAAAAAGUGACUUUCACGCUGAUGAUUUUGAUAUGGUUGAAGAGGAAAAAGAAGAGGAAGAUUUUAAAAAACAGACAGAUUUUGAAAAACCAACAUCUAACCCAUUUGAUAGUGAGACGAUUGAAACCUACAGUGGAAGGAUACCGGUACAUAUACAUCAUGUUAAACAGGAGCCGGAGGAAGUGGUCGUCAAAGUUAAAACGGAUCCAAAAAAAAUGAAACACGAGGAGUUAUAGUUGACAAUAUCAUUGUUUAGAUUUAAUCUUGGAAACAAAACAAGUGUCAUGACUCUAUUUUUACAUGCAAUGUUUGUUAUGAAGCAUCACGGACACUUGUCUACACUGUAAAUCUGCGUACUAAAAUUUAAAGCUUCAAAUCUGAUUAAUUUUCACAAUUCACUGGAGUCUUACUAGUUAGAAUACACUAGUUUAGUGAAGUCAUCACUAACCGAGUACUGUGUUAUUUAGAACACACUGGAUUAGUUUGUGGUUGGGAUAUUGUUGCUAAUUCAGCUUCAUCUGUGUCAAUAUAUUUGAGAGCAUAUUUUUGCAGUACUGAUAAUGUACAAAAUUUUGCUUUCACCUCAAUGAUAGAGGUUUUAAACAAAGCAAAGCUUUCAGUCCUGAUCUGAUCUAUAAGACUCUAUCAAUUUGAAAAAAAAUCCUCCAUAUUAACAUUUCAGAGAUUCAUGAGAAUAUCCUGCAAAUCUCUCAAUUUUUAGUAUGAUAAAAGUCUAAAAGUCAACAAAAUGUCAAGUGCUGAUACCUUACACAACAUGACUUACUGAAGGUAUUGUGUUCUACACAGUACAAAAUGUGACCAAUUUCAUUCCAUACCCAUUACAUUCCAUUACUGUUAAUUUGUAGUAUGACAUGUGUUUUGAUGGGAUAGUUUUUCCUAUUUUACUUUAGUAUACAGGUUGUGAGGCUCAUUCUUUUCUAUGAUAUAUAAUUAUCAUCCUUAAUAGAGAUGUAUCUGUUUAAGAUGAAGUAGACAUUAACUAUUUACUGUUAUAAUCAGAUCAAAGUGACACACUAGGUGUUAUCAAUUUUACUGACAUUUUACCAGGAUAUGUUUAACUUUUAUAUUCUGCUUAAAUAUUAUUUUGAGUCUUUUGAGAAGGAAUAUCUGUACGGUACUGCGUUUCACAUUAUUUAACUAUGCACUAACUUAUGAUUACAUUGGCAAAGAAGUAAUAACGACAGUGCAGGCAAAGAAAUUAGUCAAUUAUUCAGGGCGAUCUGCCCCUUUAUCAAGACAGGAACAUGCUUACUUAUGAUUACAUGAAUAUGGCGACUUGGUCAGGUUGCUAAAAUAGGCCUGCACCAGUAUACUAGUACAUUUUAGUACUUAGUAGGUGUACAGUUUUUCAUUCUGUGAAUGUUGUAGAGAUAUUCAAGAUUUGAUCUAUUUCAUGAGUGGUGUUUUGCAUUAUUUAAAUUGCUUUUUUCUAUCGCUGGCAAUAUUUCUGCACAGAAUUACAGCUGUGACUUAAUAUGUAUACAUAUCUAUGCAAUUUGUUUGUACAUCAUAAUCUUUAGUGCACACAUAUAAUGGUGUAAUGAUUUACACGUUCUUAUACAUUAUUUUUAUAAAAUGUUACUUCACUUUGUUCUUAUAAAACAUGAAACAGAAAAUUAAAACUUCUAAAAUCAGAAAAUUUAUUCUAAUUUAUUU